UUAUAGAACACGGAAGUACAUAAAAAAUAUGAUAGAAUGUAGACUAGUAGCUAGUAAGAAAUAACAUAUUUUAUACAGUGAAACAUUAUAACGCUUGGUUUCCAAAUGAAGUGACCUAUUUACUUUUACGUUAAAUUUUUGUGAAAUACAAAAACAGCGGCAAUGUCUCAGCGGGAAUUGAAGGAGGCAUUUGUGAGCAAUCUCAGUGGGACCAGCCUCGGAGAAGUGGUGAUGGGUUCCUUUCUUGCCCCAUUGUGCAUAAUCAGUAGAGGACUCAUUUUGAUCCAGUAUCAUCAGAGCAUGGGCGCACUACCACUUCCCUGGAUGGGCCACCUCAUUCUGGACUUCUUCACGAUUAUACUUCCCCUCGUCCUGUCAUGCACUAUUCUAAGUGACGUUCUUCAUCUAGUUAUCAUGGCCUUAGCAGUUGUUGUGAUUGGUGUACUUUUCCAUAUUUACCGCCACAGAACCCCUCCUUGUGUUGAGCACUUCCCAGAUGCCAUCAAGAGAUUCCUGCAGAGCCAUGUUCAGUGUAACCAAGUCCCCUUUGUGACCAUCUUUAGAGUGCUUGUCAAUGUAAAGACGGCCAUAAGUAUUUUGGCAGUAGACUUUAGUGUGUUCCCCAGGCGUUAUGCCAAAACAGAGACCUAUGGGACAGGGGUCAUGGACUUUGGUGUUGGAGCGUAUGUCCUUGCAAAUGCACUGGUCUGUCCAGAAGCACGGGGAAAGGAAGCUAAAGGAUCCAAAUUAGGUCACGUUCUUAAACAGAUUUUGUCAGUCUGGCCUCUGGUUAUCCUUGGCAUGGUCAGGUUAGCGAGUGUCAAAAUGACUGGUUACCAUGAGCAUGUGUCAGAAUAUGGUGUACACUGGAACUUUUUCUUCACCCUAGCUAUAGUCAGAGUGGUGGCCACUGUGCUCUUGGCUGUGUUCCCUCUCAGUUGGUCAGGGCUCCUGGCCCUGCUUAUUGGUGGCCUUUACCAGUUUACCCUUGAAACCGGACUCAAGUCUUUUAUCAUUCAUAACAGUGAUCGCACAGGCUUUCUACAAGCCAACAAGGAAGGCAUAUUUUCAGUUAUGGGAUACAUAGCUAUUUACAUGGCUGGUGUGCAUAUUGCACUGUACGUGAUGCGUCCUCGAACACAAGUGAAAGACUGGCUCAGAUUGAUCGGUCAUUUCUUGGUGGGAAGUUGUGUACUGUAUACUGCUUUGUACAUAUGUCAGACAUAUAUAGACCCAGUGUCUCGGAGAAUGGCCAAUAUGUCCUUCUGCUUAUGGACCAUUGCCCAGUCUUUAUUUUUCAUGUCCUGUCUAGCUACUGCUGAUAUGAUGUUGGUGUUUUUGAAAAUAGUAUCACACUGUUCCCUGGUUCCAUCCUCAUGGAAUCCAUAUCAAAAAGACACCGCUGAGGACAAAACUAAAACAAUGGAAGGACUUUGUCUCAUUCAAGCUGUCAGUCGUAAUCAGUUGUUAUUUUUUAUGCUAGCAAAUGUAAUGACAGGAUUGACCAACAUGAUAAUGGACACUUUUAGUGGCAGUGAUACCUUUUCUGUGUGUGUUUUGCUUUUAUACAUGUUCACAAACAGCUUUGUGAUAUUCAUUUUACAUCUCUGUAAAGUCACUGUGAAAUUUUGGUAACCCCUGUAUUAAAUGGAAUAUCUUCAGUUUCAAUAUAGUCCCUGAUAACACCGAAUGUUAAGAUAGUUUGAUCAUUGACAUAAAUUUAAGCAUUGAUAUGUUUCCACUGUUACAUUUUUUAUUUGCAAAUGUCCUCAGCAAAGCUACUGGUUGAUGCAGUGUCUCAAAAAUUACAGGAGGCCUAUACAUAAUUCCUGAAUAAAAAAUACUUUUCAUUUGUA
This is a messenger RNA of Osmerus eperlanus (European smelt), 1856 nucleotides long. RefSeq names its product phosphatidylinositol glycan anchor biosynthesis, class W (gene pigw). Gene Ontology annotation, biological process: protein localization to plasma membrane; GPI anchor biosynthetic process. The coding region runs from base 163 to 1635 and encodes 490 amino acids. NCBI's taxonomy places the organism in Eukaryota, Metazoa, Chordata, Actinopteri, Osmeriformes, Osmeridae. Gene Ontology annotation, molecular function: glucosaminyl-phosphatidylinositol O-acyltransferase activity. The record is from RefSeq and is a predicted model, not a curated record. The transcript is spliced from 2 exons. Gene Ontology annotation, cellular component: endoplasmic reticulum; membrane.